Molecule: messenger RNA, 1360 nt
Organism: Erinaceus europaeus (western European hedgehog)
Lineage: Eukaryota; Metazoa; Chordata; Mammalia; Eulipotyphla; Erinaceidae
Gene: CEP43
Product: centrosomal protein 43
Exons: 13
Coding region: 57-1238 (393 amino acids)
Biological process (GO): microtubule anchoring
Cellular component (GO): centrosome
Molecular function (GO): protein binding
Source: RefSeq, a predicted model, not a curated record
GUGUGUGCGCGGCCGUUGGCGUCGCGCGGCGGGGGCGGUUGUCCUGGAGAAGCAAGAUGGCGGCGACGGCGGCCGCGGUGGUGCCGGAGGAGGACACGGAGCUCCGCGACCUGCUGGUGCAGACGCUGGAGAACAGCGGGGUGUUGAACCGCAUCAAGGCUGAACUCCGGGCCGCAGUGUUUCUAGCGCUGGAGGAGCAAGAAAAGGUACAGAACAGAACUCCUUUAGUCAAUGAGAGCCUGAAAAAGUUUUUAAAUACAAAAGACGGCCGGCUCGUGGCCAGUCUGGUCGCGGAAUUCCUUCAGUUUUUCAAUCUCGAUUUUACCUUGGCGGUUUUUCAACCUGAAACUAGCACACUUCAAGGUCUGGAGGGUCGAGAGGACCUCGCCCGAGACUUGGGCAUCAUCGAAGCUGAGGGGACCGUGGGGGGCCCCCUGCUCCUGGAGGUGAUCAGGCGCUGCCAGCAGAAGGAGAAAGGGCCCGUCGGCGGGGAGGGCGCCGUCAGCCUCUCCGACGGACACGCGCCAGCCCGGUCCCCCGAGGGGAAGAGCACCCCCAGUAAGAUACCAAGGUAUAAAGGACCAGGUAAGAAGAAGACAAGCGGGCGGAAGUCUGGUGCCAAGAAGGCCGGCGGCGAGGCCAGCCAGAGCGACUCGAGCGUCUCCUCCUCCGAGUCCAGGGCCAGGGCCGGCCCACCCCCUCGGGACCCCGACGCCCCCACGGCGGCCCUGCUGGGUGGCAGGGGAGCGGAGGGCCAGGCCCACGCUGGGCUGGGGGACGACGGCGACGAUGGCGACUCUUUCUUUGAUGACCCCAUUCCGAAGCCCGAGAAGACAUACGGCGGCUGGAGAAGCGAGCCGAGCAAGCCUGCGGGAAGCCUGGCCUCUCUCUCCGACGCCCCCCCACUGAAGAGCGGCCUCAGCUCCCUGACCGGCGCCCCCUCUGCGAAAGACCCGGAAAGUAAACGGGGGGUCGCGGCGGCCUCGAAGGACCUGAGGGUCGGCGGCAAGAUCGGGGCCCCGGGCUCAGGGCCCGGCGAGGACGACUACGCCGACGACUUCAACAGCACCAGCCACCGCUCAGAGAAGAGCGACCUGAGCAUCGGCGAGGAGAUCGAGGAGGACCUGUCUGUGGAGAUCGAUGACCUCAACACCAGCGACAAGCUGGAUGAGCUGACCCAGGACCUGACAGUGUCGCAGCUCAGCGACGUGGCCGACUACCUGGAGGACGUGGCGUAGCCGGCCGGGCCGGAGUGCCACUAGCACGGCCAUCUGCACCCCGCCGCCUCCUGGCCUCCCGGUCCCGCGUCCGGCCGCAGAGGCCUUGCAGUGUUGUCCCACUAAACACGUACUGCAGCCCA